This is a messenger RNA of Penicillium lagena, 1500 nucleotides long. Its product is annotated as putative mRNA decapping hydrolase. Gene Ontology annotation, cellular component: ribonuclease H2 complex; nucleus; P-body. The transcript is spliced from 5 exons. Gene Ontology annotation, biological process: deadenylation-dependent decapping of nuclear-transcribed mRNA. Gene Ontology annotation, molecular function: hydrolase activity; RNA 7-methylguanosine cap binding. The coding region runs from base 1 to 1500 and encodes 499 amino acids. The record is from RefSeq and is a predicted model, not a curated record. Lineage: Eukaryota; Fungi; Ascomycota; Eurotiomycetes; Eurotiales; Aspergillaceae.
AUGUACGCCUUCCACUCAGCCAAGGACUCUCCCACGCGCUACACCCCCCACGUCCUCCCCUGUCGCAUUCACCACGACGGCCCGAUCGAGUCCACCGAACGCUUCUGGGCACCUCAGCCCGAUAAGGACGGCACCCAAACAGCCCAUUUUCGCGGGCGCAGACUCCGCGGUCGACGCGUGCCGCUGCCUGAUGGAUAUCGCGGGGUGAUUGCAACACCGACCGACCGAGUGAUGACGCCGGCGUCGCAACGACCCGAUCACCACAACGCCGAGGCAGAGGACCCCAACGCGGAACCAGAGGAGCCGGUCAAGGCCCUGGAGAUGAGGGGGACCUUUGCAGACUUGAUGGUUUGGGGCCAUGAGACGGCGCCGGCGGCGGAUGAUGCGUACGUGAAGGGUGUGCAGGAGUGGCUGCAGUUGGCCGAAACGGUAGCUCAUCCAUCUCACCGCCCGCCGCAACUGAUCUCUCUCUAUCUCCCUCUCUCCCUCUCUCUCUUUCCCUCUCCUCGUCUCGGCCGCCAGAUCCUCGAAAUGCCCCCAUCCGACCCCGCGAAAGUGGCCCCCGAGGCGCUGAUCUCCCAAUUCCAGGUGGACAAGUUACUCAAACAAGAUCCACCCUCAGAUCAGAAUGGACGACGAAUUGCGCUCCUUGGAACCAUCGACAGCCAACAAGGGAUCCUGAUCGCUGAGCGUGCAGCCUUCGCAACGGAAUCACUGGAGGUCCUACGAGCCUUCCACGCGGCCAUUGGCCAAGUCAAGAACCUAGGCGACAACGACAUCUACCGCUGGUACCUGGCUUCCUCCUCCUCCUUCGAACCCCAGCCCGACCUCAAAAUCAACCUGAUCUGGCCAUGCACCCAGUCCCACAUCAAGAAAUACUCCGACCAGCAGCUGCGCAUGGUUACCGAGACACCAGCCAUCUAUCGCGACCACGUCCAGCCCUACAUGCGCGCAAAGCGUGAGCAAGGCCGACUGAACUGGGUGUUCAAUAUUCUGGAAGGCCGGACCGAACAGGAGGAUGUCAUCAUGCGAGACGCGGGCCAUGGCCCCGAGGACGCGUUCCUCAUGCUGCCCGACCUGAACUGGGAUCGCAAGACGAUGGGCUCCCUGCACCUGCUGGCGCUGGUGCACCGGCGUGAUAUCUGGAGCUUACGGGAUUUGAAAAAGAGCCACGUGCCCUGGCUCCGGUAUCUGCGGCAGCGGGUGCUGGAGGCGACGGUGAAGAUGUAUCCGGGACUGGAGGCGGAUCAGCUGAAGCUCUACGUGCACUAUCAACCAACCUACUAUCAUUUCCAUAUCCAUGUUGUGAAUGUCAUGUUGGAGGCCGGCGCGACCCAAGCGACCGGCAAGGCGUUUGGCCUGGAGAAUCUGAUUUCACAAUUGGAGACGAUGGCAGGCGAUGAUGAGGCCAGUAUGGCGGAGGUGAGCCUGACGUAUUAUCUGGGGGAAGCCAGUGAGCUGUGGACGGAGAUCUUUGCGCCGUUGAAGAAUAAGGGGUAG